UGCGAGAGUUUGAGUUCGUCAAUGCUACCCCGAGAAACCGGCUGGCAUUUGUGAGGAUGACGGUAGAGGCGUAUCAGAACACCAGUGAAGACAAGCUGAUGACUUGCAACGAUCAUUUCCAGCUGGUAUCUUUGUUGUGUCCUGAUUUUCCGACGCAACACCACGACGAUGCUACAAAGUUGCUGCGAGAAGCCUCUGGAAACACUCAGAAUUUGUUUCCAUACAAGAAGAUUGCAGCAUAUUGGCAGAUUCUCUUUGUAUUUUCGGAGUUCAUCGCACAAGUGAAAGACCAGUUUCCCCCAAGCACGCUCCAGCUCGACCGAAAUUCUCUGAUGUGGAGCAUCAAAUCUAUUAUCAACAGCAAGCACUGGGAUUUCAGCUGUCCGUCAGUCUCUUUGAUGGAUUCAAUCGUCUCGUCUGCCACUGACGGAAGCAAUCAGUUUGUCACCUUCAACAAGCUCAUGGCUGGCAUGGCCUCCUGUACUGCUCUUAUCAUCGACUCAUCCACGUUGGCGCCAAGGACCAAGUCGUGAUGGAAGUAGACGUCAACUCUACUGGCAGGUGCUUGCAAGGGCUAGAGUGCAGAAAGAUCGUUUCGAACCGUCUUUGAUCACUCAUUUAUUCGUUCACAUGUACUCCAUUGUAUCAAUUAUGCUGCUUGUCUGUGAUAUUGCGAUGACAUGUAUAAGCACGAGACGCAGAAUUCAAUACAGCAAGUCUUC
Messenger RNA from Guillardia theta CCMP2712, 722 nucleotides. RefSeq lists its product as hypothetical. NCBI's taxonomy places the organism in Eukaryota, Cryptophyceae, Pyrenomonadales, Geminigeraceae. The transcript is spliced from 8 exons. The record is from RefSeq and is a predicted model, not a curated record. Bases 57 to 533 code for a protein of 158 amino acids.